Messenger RNA from Solea solea (common sole), 2044 nucleotides. RefSeq names its product sodium-coupled monocarboxylate transporter 1-like. NCBI's taxonomy places the organism in Eukaryota, Metazoa, Chordata, Actinopteri, Pleuronectiformes, Soleidae. Gene Ontology annotation, biological process: sodium ion transport; propanoate transmembrane transport. The coding region runs from base 16 to 1833 and encodes 605 amino acids. Gene Ontology annotation, molecular function: organic acid:sodium symporter activity. The record is from RefSeq and is a predicted model, not a curated record. The transcript is spliced from 17 exons. Gene Ontology annotation, cellular component: membrane.
UCUGACAGCAGUACAAUGUCAGGAGACUUUGAGGUUGCAGACUAUGUGGUAUUGGCUCUUGUCUUGGUGGGGUCCAGUCUUAUAGGGGUUUACUACGCAUGGGCCGGUCGGCACGAAGGAAAUUCCAAGGACUUCUUAACUGGUGGGCGCUCCAUGACAGCUCUGCCUGUCUCCAUGUCCCUGACUGCGUCCUUCAUGUCGUCCAACACACUGCUGGCCAACCCAGCUGAGGUGUACCGCUACGGAGCCAUCUUUGGAGUAUUGUUUUUUGGAUAUGUAUUGACCAUUGUGAUCACAUCCGAGAUCUUUCUGCCAGUGUUCUACAGACUGGCUCUCACAAGUACAUAUGAGUAUCUGGAGCUGCGCUUCAACAGAGUAACCCGUCUGCUGGGAACUGUGCUCUUCAUGAUUCAAACAAUCCUCUACACUGGAAUUGUCAUCUAUGGCCCUGCACUAGCUUUAAGCCAAGUGACGGAUGUAGAUCUGUGGGGUGGAAUUUUUUCAACAGGCACUGUCUGUAUUCUUUACUGCACAUUGGGUGGACUGAAGGCCGUGGUAUGGACUGAUGUGUUCCAGAUUGCAAUAAUGCUAGCAGGUUAUCUGUCCGUCACAAUCAUGUGUGUGAACUUACAAGGAGGAUUUGCCAACAUCAUUUCAGAUUCACAACAAGGAGGAAGAAUCAACAUGUGGGACUUUGACAUGAACCCGCUAAGGAGACACACGUUUUGGACAUUAACUAUAGGAGGGACGUGUGGCUGGGUCGCAGUCUUUGGGAUUAACCAAGGCCCGGUUCAGAGAUACGUCUCCUGCAAGAGCAUCGCUCAUGCCAGAGCAGCUCUAUACAUCAACCUGGUUGGUCUCUCUUGCUUCCUGACGUGCUCAGUGUUUGCAGGAAUGUGUCUCUAUUCUGUCUAUAAGAACUGUGACCCGUGGACUGCGGGACUUAUCUCCACUACUGAUCAGCUGAUGCCAUAUUUGGUGGUGGACACCUUGACUGGCUCUCCUGGUAUUUCGGGACUGUUUGUCGCAGCAGUAUUGAGUGGCUCUCUGAGCACAGUGUCUUCCUGCAUCAAUGCAAUGGCGGCUGUGACAAUAGAGGACCUGAUCAAACCGUACACUAACCUGUCUGAGAAACAACUGACAUGGCUGUCCAGAGGAAUGACUAUCUCAUAUGGAGUUUUGUGCAUUGCCAUGGCUGGACUGUCCUCGGUCAUGGGAGGGAUCAUGCAGGCAACUGUUACCAUCAGCGGUAUCGUAUCAGGUCCUUUACUUGGGCUCUUCACAAUGGGUAUCAUCUGUCCAUUUGCUAAUACCAAAGGAGGUUUGUCAGGUGUGGUGAGCGGGUUGAUCGUGAGUGUGAGUGUGUGUGUUGUGAGCCUGAUAUCCCCUCCUCCACCUGAGAUGACCCGACCUUUGCCACUGACCACUGAUGGAUGUAACUUCACCACCACAGGAAGCCUGAACUGGACCUCCCCCACUGCGCCAACAGAACCAAGCACCAUCACCACAGCCCCAGUGCAGAUCACUGAUGGCAUUCAUCUACACUCUGUUUCCUACCUUUAUUUCUGUCUCAUUGGAACUGUAACAGCUAUCAUUGUCGGGCUGAUAACAAGCCUCUUUACAGGAGGCUGGAAGGAGAGGGUGGAUUCAAGGCUCAUGUUGAUGAAAGAAGACACAAUUCUGUAUCACACAUUCACGUUUUUUAGAGACAGAGUCAUGAGGCGAACAGGAAAGCUCGACUUAACUAUGAACGGAAAGGAGAAAUCUGGCGACACAAAUCCUGCUCUCAGUGACACAGAGAUGUACUUAUCAGAAACAACCAUUCUCACAUGAAAGGCAAUAUGUUUUCUAAGUUCAUUUUUUGAGGUUCAUGUGAGAUCUGACCUCAUAUUACUUUACUAAGUGUGGCUUACCAAGCCUAUAACAUUGCACUGUAACUUUAACUUUUGUAUUUGUUAUAUUCUGCAUUGUAAUAUACUAUUUAGGGUCGGUUGAUUGUCCACAUUCCCGAUCCAUUUUAUUUUCAAUAGAUAAAAAAUAAAUU